AUGUUCCCGACUCAACUUCAGAAGGUCUACGAAAAUCUUCUUCUCCAAUUUGAGCAAAUGUAUUACUAUCGAAGUCGAGGAAAAGCAACUAUACCACCACCUAGUCAUCAAGUUUCUGGUGCUGCUAGGGCAGUAUCAUUAAAAGAUUAUAAUCUUUCUUUAGGUUCUGGGGAUAGCAUAGAUGACUCAGCGGGGAAAAGGAAAUAUUGUGAUUGGUCAUCUCCUGUGGUGUUACCACACUCCGAUGACAGGAACAGUCCAGUAGAAAAAAGGAAGUGCACUAAUGAGUGUUGUCCAGUUUCAACAGGGCCAGAGACACCAGAGCAAAAAUCUCAGGUUUCAGCAACCAACACUUAUCUGAAGAAAGACCCCAGUGCCCCAACAAGAACAAGGAGUGGAUAUCAGAUAUACCUCAAGUUGGAAUGUGAAAGACUAAAGAAAGUACUUGGGGAGAGUUCUGGUGCUAAGAAAAUAAGAGAAAUGGCAAUCAGUAGUUGGAGGGCUCUAUCUGAAAAUGACCGAAAGCCUUAUAUCGAGGCAAGUAACAAGGACAGGGAAAGAUAUUACAGAGAAAUGUCUGCUUAUAAACAGCGUACGAAGAAGGAAACUGUAAAGGAUCAAAACUCUUACAGCAGUUCAGCCCUUAGUUUUAUCAACUUUGGUGCACCACCAGAAACUGAUAACGCGUACUAUGUGACUUUGCAAACUGAUGCUGGAAGCGACAUUGUCCCCGAUGAAUCGUUGAUUGAGUCCACGGUACAAAUGUUGGAGAAUGCUAACCAAAGUGACCCUAUAUUUCAGAUGGAUAAUUGGGGCUGUUUUACGUAGUUGAGGCAAAAUCAUAUGUGCUGUGGAGUCUUCUGCUAGCAGCUUUUGAUAAGGGCGUGUUACUGCUUAGUGGUUUUUGUAAGGUAUGUAUAGCUUUCUAUCUGAGGAUGUAUAGCUCAGAACCUUAGCAUGGUGUUUUGAGGAUGUAUAGCUUUUUGUCUUUGG
Nicotiana attenuata is the source of this 993-nucleotide messenger RNA. RefSeq names its product non-histone protein 10-like. Bases 1 to 828 code for a protein of 275 amino acids. NCBI's taxonomy places the organism in Eukaryota, Viridiplantae, Streptophyta, Magnoliopsida, Solanales, Solanaceae. The record is from RefSeq and is a predicted model, not a curated record. The transcript is spliced from 4 exons.